AUGGAUAUGAAUUAUGUGCAGAAUGAAAGAGAGAAAAGAUGUUCUCACUCCUCCAAUGCUGGUGGUAGAAAAACAGUUCAAAGGAUUUUGACAGCAUGCGCCGUCUCCCUCUGCAGCCUUCUCGGAGCCAUUUCUUUUGAUUUGAGCAACAACUUGGGAAUAUGGAGAGACACAGAAAAGGCCAUUCAGGAACUUGCCUCCUGUGAAAACCUUUGGGCUGUUCACCUCAUCUCUCUCCUGCAGGAAGAAAGGCGCAGUUGGCUGGUCCCAGAAGCAAGUAAGAGGAACACCUCAUUUCAUGCUGAUCAGCUACUGGAGAAUAUAAACUCCCUCUGUAAGGCAAGCGAAGCAGAACUGUACUGUGAGAAUUGUCGAUGCAAGAAGGAGAAAAUCUCCAUCUGUAGGUUUUACAUCACUGACGUGAGACAAAAAAUCAAUAGUACAGGUGAUACUGAAGCCACCCAGGUGCUAUCCAGAGUGAUCUCUGAACUGCUGGAGCUUUUUAGUAGUCCCCAUGAAAACCUCAAAGCUAUGAGAUACAAUCCUGACUGGGCAGACGUAGCAGCUUUUAAACUCAUCCUUCUAAUAAGAGAAGCCCUGCUUAAAGCUCACUUAAUGCCGGUAUCUACAAGUUUCCAAACCACUUUGCAUCAACUUUCCACCAUUCUGAACUAUGCUAUCUUCUCGUCAGAGAAUGUACAUAAGUGCUGGAUGGAUAACUUCAAUCUCUCAUUUCAUUUCACUCACUACGAAGGGAUCUCUUUUACCAUCCCAUUCCUGCACACAGAUGAAUUUGUCUCCAUUGAAGCCUUGUUAAAUGGACUCCUUUACGUGCAGAGCUGCCUGCUGCAGAAGGGACAGGAAAAGCUUGUCAAGAAAUCUACAGAAAUCCUGUUCACAAUGAGCCUUAAGAUCAGCCUGCUAGUGAUGGCCUGCCUCGUUUACCCCAUAAUCCUUAUAUCCUUCAAGCAAAUGAUGGAAUGGAUACACAACUACGCCAGAAACCUCAAGGAAAAGACACAAGACUUGAAACGGGAGAGGCAGCUAGCUGAGGACCUCUUGCACCAGAUGUUGCCAAAAUCUGUGGCCAAGCAGUUAAGGAAAAGGCAAAAAGUUGAGGCAGAAAACUAUGAUCAGGUGACUAUCUUUUUCUCAGACAUCGUGGGGUUCACAAGCAUUGCUGCCUCCUGCACGCCCUUGCAAGUUGUUGAGAUGCUCAACAAUCUCUACGUCUGCUUUGACAGCAGGAUCGAGUCUUACGAUGUUUAUAAGGUGGAGACCAUUGGCGAUGCCUACAUGGUGGUGAGCGGCCUGCCGGAGAGGAACGGCACUAAACACGCUGAUGAGAUUGCCAAAAUGUCUCUGGAUCUGGUGGCAGCAGUUCGUCAAGUCGUGAUCCCUCAUAUGCCAACAGGCAGGCUGCAGCUGCGGGCUGGGAUACACACAGGACCCUGCGUAGCUGGAGUUGUGGGGUACAAAAUGCCUCGCUAUUGCCUGUUUGGGGACACGGUAAACACAGCCUCCCGCAUGGAGUCCACCAGCUUGCCGCAGAAGAUCCACAUCAGUUCCGCUACAUACAACGCCCUUCUCACAGAUGAUGCAUAUGAAAUUGAACUGAGAGGAGAAAUUGAUGUCAAGGGCAAAGGGAAAAUGAAAACCUACUGGCUCCUCGGUAACAAGAACUAUAGCGUCCAAAAUGACAGCCUGGUGUGUCACUGGAAUCCAGCAAUUUCGAAGAAAAAGAAGAUGGAAAGUAGCCGUGGAUCCGUCCAACAACUUAGUACAGGCACUGUGGGAGCAGUACUGACCGACCAGAGCCCUGUAAUGUCCUGGGAUGAGCAGAGCCCUGACAGUCACCCUCGAGGGAGUUCCAGACCAGCCUGGACCCCUGACAGUGCAACCCCUGACACAAGCUGGAAGCAGAAGAAUGGCUUUUACCAAAGCCAGAACAUACAGGGGAAUCUUGCUUCAUUGAGCUCUCCUGCCUUGGGGAAAGGUGGCAAAGGUGCCAAGGUAGAACACAGGGCACAGCUUGGAGACAACAAUAUUAAAGUAACAGGAAAAAAAGAGUUUCUCCCAGGCUUUGUAGCUGAGAUGUGACAGGGUAAGAAAUGACAUAUGCUGGGGAACUCAACUGCCCCAGGCAGACAAGUUUGUUUUAAAUAUUAGCUUUUGUUCUUAGCUACAACUCACAUUUUUAACUAGUUUACAUGAGCAACUAAGACACCAGUAGAAAUAUAG
Molecule: messenger RNA, 2241 nt
Organism: Oxyura jamaicensis (ruddy duck)
Lineage: Eukaryota; Metazoa; Chordata; Aves; Anseriformes; Anatidae
Product: adenylate cyclase type 3-like
Exons: 8
Coding region: 1-2100 (699 amino acids)
Biological process (GO): receptor guanylyl cyclase signaling pathway; cGMP biosynthetic process; intracellular signal transduction
Molecular function (GO): peptide receptor activity; guanylate cyclase activity
Source: RefSeq, a predicted model, not a curated record